UUACUUGAGGUAAACCAUCACCGCUUCUUUCCACGGUCACAACUCUUGAAACCACACCUCAACUGUCUGCUUGCCAGCUUUCAACCAGUUAUCCACCAGCCACGUUCAGCUAUGUACAGAUGGUUUAGAUCAGAACCCCGUCCACCCCCUCCUGAGACUCCUAUUGAAGAAUGGAGGAAAAUCCCAUGGGGCCACAAAGAGAGAGACCUGGGAGAUGUGGAGGAAUAUCAGCCUCAUAAUAAAGACCUUGAACAGCUCAGAAUUCUGCUUCAUGGACCGGCUGGUUCUGGCAAGUCCAGUUUCAUCAAUUCUGUCGACAGUCUUUUACGAGGCAGAAUCACUGGUCAAGCAUUAGUUGAUGCAACCUCUGGCGACAGCUUCACCACUGAAUACAAAACUUACAAAAUCCAAAAAGGAGGACCAGGAACAUUUUACCCUUUUGCCUUCACUGACAUCAUGGGCCUUGAGAAGGGAACUAACAGAGGAGUUUGUGUGGAGGACAUCAAACUGGCCAUGAGGGGAAACAUAAAAGAUGGUUACAAAUUCAAUCCUGCCUCUACAAUAUCUGAAGAUGAUCACAGCUACAACAAGACCCCCACUCUAAAUGACAAAGUUCAUGUUCUGGUCUGUGUUGUCCCUGCCAGCACAGUACAUUUACUGAGUGAUGAAACUGUGAAAAAGAUGAGGGAAGUCAGACUUGCAGCCAGGGACAUGGGGAUUCCCCAACUGGCUAUUCUCACCAAAAUUGAUGAAGCUUGUCCAGAUGUCAAAAGAGAUAUAAAGAACGUGUAUAAGAGCAAAUCCCUGAAGAAAAAGGUGGAGGAAUUGAAUGUGUCGCUGGGUAUUCCACUGAACUGCAUCUUUCCUGUGAAGAACUACCACUCGAAUUUCACAGAUGAUGACAUUGAUACACUGAUACUGAGUGCACUGCGACAGAUGAUUGAUUUUGGAGAAGAUUUUGUCAACAACCUGUAGAUCUACAUACUCGCUUCAUCACAGCAUGAAAAAAGCAAAUUUGCAAAACUGAAUGUGUAGAAAUAAGGAAAUACAGUAGGCAGUAUCACUAUUUGUUUUUUAUUUGCAAGCAUAUAGUAUCUACUUUAAGUUAUCUUAUAACCUGUUCUGUAUUUUACCUUGCUGAAUAAAAUAUACAUAUAGGCUUAAAAACUGCAUGUGCACAAAGCAGACUUGUAUCAUUCUCAUCAUGCAGUUUACUUUUUUGCAUUGUUGCAUUGUUAGCUAUGCUUUGUUGAUUCAGGUGGUAAAUUCUGAUGUUGUAGUCUCCCAGUAAUCAUGAAUCUGGUGAUUAGCAGGUCCAAAUACAUCUAAAUGUCGAAGUUAAAACUGGGCUAAAUGUGGCUGAAAAGUUAAAAUUAUUUAGACUUCUGGUUAUGUAUUCUGCACCUGUUGUUUUAACAGCAUAUUAUGUUUCAGUGUUUGAACCUGCUACAUAUUGUACUACAGUACUGCUGUUCAGGUAGAACCACAAUAAAAAAACAAAAUAAUGAAA
Morone saxatilis (striped sea-bass) is the source of this 1510-nucleotide messenger RNA. Its product is annotated as interferon-induced protein 44-like. Lineage: Eukaryota; Metazoa; Chordata; Actinopteri; Moronidae. The record is from RefSeq and is a predicted model, not a curated record. The coding region runs from base 112 to 975 and encodes 287 amino acids. The transcript has 9 exons.